This is a messenger RNA of Aspergillus melleus, 2121 nucleotides long. Its product is annotated as SET domain protein. The coding region runs from base 1 to 2121 and encodes 706 amino acids. Gene Ontology annotation, biological process: peptidyl-lysine monomethylation. The transcript has 4 exons. Gene Ontology annotation, molecular function: protein-lysine N-methyltransferase activity. Lineage: Eukaryota; Fungi; Ascomycota; Eurotiomycetes; Eurotiales; Aspergillaceae. The record is from RefSeq and is a predicted model, not a curated record.
AUGGCUAGUGAUCCGACAUCCUCUUCUCUCCCCAACACCAACACCACCCCCAGCAGCCUAGAAUCAUACACCACGCUGCUGCAAUGGAUGACCCAAAACGGCGGCCGUCUGCACGAUAGCGUCCAAAUAGCCAAGGACGAGCGUCGCGGCGUGCAUCUCCAAGUCCGAAAGGACUGGGCCGCCGGCUCCGUCCCCACCGGCACGCACAUCAUCCAGACGCCGCUGGCCUCGACCAUGUCGUACUUCAACGCUAUUGACUACGCCGGCCACCAGGGCUCCGAGGGUACGAGAACCGCAUUCCCCGCGCACGGAGUCCAUCUCCCGCGGGCGUUCAUGGACGCUGUCGGCACCGAGGAGACGUCGAUUUUCUUUCUGAUCGGGCAGUUUCUGCGCGGGGCGGAUGGCUUCUGGGCCCCGUAUUUGCGCACGUUGCCGCAGCCUGGGGAGUUGACGACGCCAGUGUAUUAUGGCGAGGGGGAUGUGGGGUGGUUAGCGGGGACGAGUCUGUUGGCGGCGAGGGAGCAGAAGACGAACUUAUUGAGGGAGAAGUAUGAGCGGGCGACGAAGGUGCUGGGGGAGUUGGGGUUCGAGGGGUGGGAGUUGUAUACAUGGGAUCUCUAUAUUUGGGCUUCGACGAUCUUCGUCUCGCGCGCCUUCUCGGCCAAGGUGCUCUCUGGGGUCAAUCCGGAUGAAGAGCUGCCGGAAGAAAACGUCUCUGUUCUUUUGCCGUUCAUUGAUGUCUUGAACCAUCGUCCCUUGGCGAAGGUGGAGUGGCGGGCUGGGAAGAAUGAUGUCUCGUUCGUGGUGUUGGAGGGCGUUUCUGCCGGCGAGGAGAUUGCCAACAACUACGGUCCUCGGAAUAAUGAACAGUUAAUGAUGAACUACGGCUUCUGUCUUCCGGACAAUCCGUGUGAUUAUCGGAUCGUCAGUCUACGCGCACCGCCGGGCAGUCCGCUUCAGGUCGCAAAAGCCCAACAGAUCCAGAUGUUCCCUGAGAUGGCUAGUGCCCUGGCUGAUGACCACUACUACGUGUUUAAUGUCUUUUAUCCCCUCCUUGCUCCCGACACUCCUAUGGAGCAUUCGAUCUUCUCCCCGGCACUGUUCAAUGGGGUGUCCAUCUUGGCAGCUAACAACCGGGAGCUGGAGACUUUGCAGAUCUCAGAGCAAGGGGUCCGGAUCGCCGAUGCGUAUGGAAACUCGCGAACUAUCCUCGCUGCUAUCAGCCAGAUCAUCAUCGAGCUGAUCACUCACAUCGUGAAACUAAGGUCAUCCGCGGAAGGACUCUCGAGCCCUGCCAAUCUCAAACAGACGCACGCAAAGAUCUACCGAGACAGUCAGAUCAUGCUGUCCGAGACUGCACUGGUGAUCGCGGCAUGGACCCUCAAUCGGUCGCGGCAACAUGACUUCACCGGAAGCUGGGAGGAAACCAAGCGCCUCCUGAGCGCCCAUAUGGGCCGGAUUCCGGCAGGCAAGUUCCCAGAGACCGUGCUGUCCCGGACACAGGUGCGGAUUCUGGAGCGACAGUCCAUCCUCACUAAUAACGGGGAACUCUUUGCAUUGGAGGAACUGCUGAAUCUCCUCCCGGCUGAGAUGCAACCCGCCUGCAAAGCGUGCUUCCAAGAGGUUACCACGACAGCCGAGAAAGCCAUCCCCAUGCUGCGAGGAAGCGGCGAGAAUCCCUUUGUCUUCCCUCUGUUUCUUUGCGCAGUGGCCGCUACCUACAUGACCACGAAGGAUUCUGCCAACGACUCUCCGCUAUCGCCUCGUCUGCUCAACUGGGCCGGCUUCCUGCUCGAGAAUUACCCGCCCCCUCCUGACGAUGUGCUCUGGGCUGUGGAGGACGAGGACGAUGAAUAUCUACUGACUAUGUUUGACGACGCUCUGGAGAACAUGAAGGGCCAGAACAAUGGGGUCUUCUCCCGUUUGGCCGCGUACACGGGGGCGUGGGCAGGCGACAACUGGUGGCUUUCUCCUAACUGGGUGCGAUGGGCCUGGAUGAUUGUCGAGCAGGAGAGUGUGUCGGUGCCGGAGGAUCCGCUGGGACUGUUGGCGACGGGAGAAGCUGGACAAGGGUCGGUGACGCUGUCGACGGUGUCGUAUCUGUAUGUUCCUCAGGUGUAG